Molecule: messenger RNA, 3006 nt
Organism: Gigantopelta aegis
Lineage: Eukaryota; Metazoa; Mollusca; Gastropoda; Neomphalida; Peltospiridae
Product: macrophage mannose receptor 1-like
Exons: 4
Coding region: 89-820 (243 amino acids)
Source: RefSeq, a predicted model, not a curated record
AGACGUCUAAGCGGGUUCACCUUAAAGACAUUCCAGCUCGCUUGUGCUUUCAUAUUUGAUUGUUCGAGAACAGGUUUCUUAUCGAGAGAUGCAGUACACGUCAGUCAGAUGUUCGGGGCUGCUAGCGAUUGCACUGUGUUGUAUUAGCGCCACAUUGAGCUGUGAUAGGUCAAAACAAUCCCUCUGGAUCAGGAAUCCCGACUUUGAUGACGUCAUAAUCACAGGAAGCGUCCUAUCCAGUGUUAGUGAUGUCACAGGUCAUCCGGAAUGUGCACGAGAGUGUAAAGCAAAUCCCGGGUGUUUGUCGUAUUCCUACAGUGCGGAUCACACGUGCCGGCUUCACUCUGUGAGAUUUAAGAAGGGCGCUUUGAUUACCACUCCACCUUCACUUGGAAGUCGGUACUACAGUUCUGAAGCAGAUGCUUGUCCUACCAAUGAAGGGUACGUUCUGCUGGACAGUGUGGACAUAUGCUUUAAGGCAUCCGCCGAAACAAAAACACGUGAUGAAGCUCGCGUUAUAUGCAGCGGGUCUGGUGACAAGCUGAUUGUCCUCGACACGCAGGAGAAAAACUCGGCUGUAGCGGAAUACCUGUAUACAAGUGCACGUCUACAAUCGUAUUUCAUUGGCCUGACAGACGAACAAACAGAGAACCAGUUUAUCUGGGAGAAUGGAAAACUAGUUGGUUUUACCAGCUGGAUUGUUGACGAACCCGACAACUAUGGUAAUAACGAAGAUUGCGUACAGUUUACGACGAAUGGCGGUAAAUGGCGAGAUAUAAAAUGCACAGACAUACGUAGAUACAUAUGUGAAAAGCCAUGAGAUUGACAUUCUAUCCUGAAUUACGAACAGCAUGGUUAUUGUUUGCAUUUGUGUGUGUGUCAGACAAAACUCCUCUUAUCUAAGAGUUGUGCAUUGCACGUUUUUGUGUGUUACACUAUUAAUAUUGUGCUUAGGGGCGUAGCGUGGUAUGAACCUUUUGUAACCCACCACUAGACACCUAUGAGUCAUUCGCACGAAAUAUGUCAUACUGCAUUACCCACUCCUAAAUGUUAUAUAAUUAAGAAAACUGAGAUAAACAUCACAGGGAUAUUUUUAUAGCACACAGAAUUUUAGCACCUGAAUUUAUUAACAAAUGUUUAAUUUAAUAGGGUGAAAAACAAGAAUUUGCCAUGUUCUAAAUCAAGGCCAUAAGAUCAAAACUAAAUCAAAAUAGCCCAAAACUGAUUUCAUUCAGUAUUCUCGGGCUACGCCCUCGAUCAUUACUCCCGUCACUCAACGGCCGCAAAAACCGUGGUCUAACUAGACGUUAAAGGAUAAUGUAAUUAUAACCUAAUUACUCUGGAAAACAAGGUUACAUGAUUCGAUCAAGUUCAAAUCAAUCGACCAAUAACACACACACACACACACUCUCUCUCUCUCUCUCUGAUGACCUAUAUCUGUAGAAACAAGUCAGAUUCAGCUGACAUUUUCAUGGCAACAUAGUUUUAGGAAUAUCAGUUCAUCCACAAUAUAGUACAACUAGAAAGUAUUAUAAUUUUAUUUAAAAAAACAGCCUUAUUUAAAAAAAAAAAAAUUUAAAAAUCAGAAGUUAAAGAUGUUUCUUUUUAACAUUAUCAUCAGGUAAAAAAAACCGAAACUAAAACACACCCAUUAAAAAGCCACACUAUUUUAAUGUGCACCAAGACAACAUACAUCUGAUUACGCAAAACAAUUAAACUAAAUAGAAAACAUAACGAUUUCACACAAGAAAUCUGCAUACUUAAUGAAGGAAAAAACGUUUACUUGCAUAAUGUGUUUUCUUGGUAGUCCAAAUGUCUUUAAAAAUUAAAUUAAUAAUAUAAUUAACAUUAACAAUAAUAUUAUUAAUAAUAAUAGUAAUAAUAAUAAUAAUAAUAAUAAUAAAGUGGCCUAUUGGCUUAUAAGGCUCCUCUAUUUUAUUUUAAAUUUUAACGGUGGUAGAUAAUUUAUCAAUUUGUAAAGACCACUUUACAAUAGCCAUUCUUAAAAAAACAUUUUUUUUUUUUAAAUAGCACACUAUUAGAUUGUAGAGAGUGCCACAGAGGAUGACUGUACCAAGUUUCAGAAUAACCCAAUCGAAAUUCUGAGAUGAUAGAUAUCGAAGCAAACGAUAAUGGAUGACGCCGGACAGACAACAGACAAAUUGAAUGUCAUAGCAGAGGUCGAAUUUAUUUUAAAUCUUUUAAAUUUAAAACUCUAGGAGAGAUAAAAAAUAGACUGAAAAUUUUCAAAUUUUUUAAAAAUUCAAUCUUUGUUCAAAAUAUCGCUCUAUUGGUUUCAGAUGAUUACACCUGAGAAUACUAAAAUUAAGUUUCAGAACUGUCCAAAGAAAACUUUAGGAGAACAUAGACAUUUAAAUUUGAAAUUUAAUAAAAGUUCACAAGACUGUCCUAGAGAAUACUAGUACCAAGUUUCAGAAACUAUCUGAUAAAAAAUCUCGAAUAAGACAGACUUUCAAAGUUUCAAAUUAAAUUUAAAAAAUUAACACAAAUUAGUUGGUAGAGGAUGCCCCAGAAGAUCACUUGUAUUACUAUUAUCAUCAUUAUCAUCAUUUUGAAACACAAGAAGAUUAUAACAAAAUAUAUUUAUAAAUAUGUAACAGUCAACCAAGAUACACAGCUUGGCAUACCUGAUCUACACAUGCAGCUAACAGCCGAUAUAUCUCUACUAUGUGAUAAACUUGUAUAAAAACCUGUAUAUACAGGGCAUCUUGUAUAACUACUUGUAAAUACAAGGCAUCUUGUAUCACAACCUGUAAAUACAGGGUAUCUUGCAUUAUAACCUGUAUAUACAGGUCAUUUUGCAUAAUAAUAUGUUAAUCUAUUUAUUCUGGGCAUCUUGUAUCAUAACCUGUAUAUACAGGGCAUCUUGUAUAACAAACUGUAUUAACAGGGCAUUUUAAAUAACAGCCUGUUUAUUCUGGGCAUCUUGUAUAACAACCUGUUUAUUCAGGGUAGCUUGUAUAACAACCAGUCCAUAAAUGACAU